CAUGGAAAAUUUUUUCCACAAAUUAAUUUACUACUCAAAUAUGUCCGACAAGUCUCCUCUGUACUGUUGAAGUCGUUAGAUAGAGAAAUCCGAAUUUGUGGUUCAUACUCAAAGAGUAACAACAUCUAGCUAAGGUUGCCAUGGCUUCCCACAAGAAGAUUGUUGAAGAGGUAUCAGGCUGGUUACGUGUUUUUGAUGAUGGCACAGUGGAUCGCACCUGGACGGGUCCACCAGAGGCGGAGUUCUUGAUGAAACCAGUUCCACCUCAUGAAGAAUUCAUUGAAGGGGUUGCGACUCGUGACGUGACCAUCAAUCCAAACACUGGGCUGGCUGUUCGGAUUUACAUUCCAGAGAAGAACACAGAUGGCCAGAUCAAUAAUAAGAAUAAGUUUCCUCUCGUACUUCAUUUUCAUGGUGGUGGCUUUUCCAUUAGCCAAGCUAAUUGGUACAUGUACUAUCACUUUUAUGCACGGCUUGUGCGCACAACUUGUGCUGUUUGUGUUUCUGUCUACCUUCCUCUAGCUCCUGAACAUAAGCUCCCAGCUGCAUGUGAUGAAGCUUAUGCUGCGUUCCUUUGGCUUUCUGCUGUGGCUCGUGGUGACUCAUCGGAAUCGUGGCUCGAGACUUGUUCUGAUUUCGGGCAAGUUUUUCUUAUUGGGGAUAGCACGGGUGGGAACCUCGUUCAUCACAUAGCGGCUCGAGCUGGAUCUAUUGAUAUCCAACCAAUGCAGUUAUUAGGUGGUAUAGCAUUACAUCCGGGCUUUCAACGAGCUGAGCCAAGUAAGUCAUUUUUAGAAAUGCCAGAAACACCCUUGCUAACUCGUGACAUGGUAAAUAAAUUCAUGUCCUUAGCAUUGCCUAUUGGUAGUACUAAGGACCACCCAAUAACGUGCCCAAUGGGCCCACUAGCACCGCCGCUCGCAACCCUCAAGCUACCGCCAAUGUUGGUGGUGGUGGCAGAGAACGACUUGCUUCGUGACUCGGAACUUGAGUACUGUGAGGCCAUGAAAGAGGCCAAAAAGGAUGUGGAGGUUUUGAUUAAUCAUGGUAUGGGACAUAGCUUCUAUUUUGAUAAGUUAGCCAUUGACAUGGACCGGAAGACGGCAACUCAAGUCGAUAAGCUAUUUGAGGAAAUUACAAAUUUUAUUAACAAGCAUUAAGGCUCAAGGUCGUUACUUAUGUGGGAUUAAGAUUGCGAACUUGUCAUUUCUGAUCUUUGCUUUUAUUAGAAUAAACAUAGCCUUUUGAGGAACCCUCUUAGUGGAAAUAGACCUCCUAAGUUUAAAGUGAGUGUUGGUAAGUGAUUGAUUCCUUAACUAGAGGGUACUGCAUUCGCUAUGAUGUUGCCAGCUUUUUAUUUUUGGUUUUGUAUGAAUAAUCAGGGCAUGCUAUUCAGUGUAAUUGUCUGCUAUUUAUUG
Molecule: messenger RNA, 1418 nt
Organism: Quercus lobata
Lineage: Eukaryota; Viridiplantae; Streptophyta; Magnoliopsida; Fagales; Fagaceae
Product: probable carboxylesterase 15
Exons: 1
Coding region: 141-1160 (339 amino acids)
Molecular function (GO): hydrolase activity
Source: RefSeq, a predicted model, not a curated record